Rhopalosiphum maidis (corn leaf aphid) is the source of this 1228-nucleotide messenger RNA. RefSeq names its product S-formylglutathione hydrolase-like. The coding region runs from base 216 to 1061 and encodes 281 amino acids. Gene Ontology annotation, molecular function: S-formylglutathione hydrolase activity. NCBI's taxonomy places the organism in Eukaryota, Metazoa, Arthropoda, Insecta, Hemiptera, Aphididae. Gene Ontology annotation, cellular component: cytosol. The transcript is spliced from 5 exons. Gene Ontology annotation, biological process: formaldehyde catabolic process. The record is from RefSeq and is a predicted model, not a curated record.
CGUAUAGGUAUAUCGUGUAUCUUAACGCCGGUGUUGCCCGACGACGUUAUUGGCAUUCGGCUGUCCGCCCGUCGGCGUCGAAUGUCGAUAGUUCAGUAUGCGCCGGGCAGUUGUUUGGUGUGUUCGUCUAGUACGCGCUCAGUCGAGUUUCAGCGGUGCACACGAUCGCACUGCCGAAUAGGAUUUUCGUCACCUACGCCUGUGGUUCAAACAACAUGAAGCAGAAAUUGGACGUGGUGUCAGACAACCGUUGUUUCGACGGACAACAAAAAGUCUACGAACACGAUAGUGCUGUGUUAAAUUUUCGUAUGAGAUUUGCCGUUUACGUACCAGACAAUUUGGAAGGACCUGCUCCAGUCUUAUAUCAAUUGAGUGGUAUGUCAUGCUCUGAACAAAGUUUUAUACAGAAGACAGGGUUUCAACGAUGGGCAUCACAUUAUGGAAUUAUCGUAGUAUCUCCAGAUGUUUGCCCAAGGGUUACUUUUGGUGUUGAAAAGAAUGAAAUUGAAGCUAAAGGCUUGUCAUUUUAUGUAAAUGCUGUAAAAAAGCCUUGGAACAGGAAUUACCAAAUGUAUUCAUAUGUGAAUGAAGAGCUACCUAGUAUUAUUCAGGAGAAUUUUAAUGUCAACAAAGACAGGCAAUCAAUCAUGGGUCAUAGUAUGGGAGGUCACGGUGCACUAAUAAGCGCACUUAAAAAUCCUGGCAAGUACCGUUCAGUAUCAGCUUUUGCUCCAGUUUGUAAUCCAUCUAAAUCUCCUGAUAUACAAUUGAUAUUAAAGUGUUAUUUUGGAGAUGAUAUGAAAACUAUGGAGGAAUGGGAUGCUACCUGCUUAGUAACUAAUUAUAAAGGACCCGAGUUAAAUAUCCUCAUACAUCAAGGAAAAAAUGAUCAAUACAAAGAGCAAUUAAAAUUGGACAAUUUUGCAAGCGCCUGUGAAAAGGCUGGGAUUGCCGUUUCCAUAAAUGAAGAAGAUAGAUAUGAUCAUGGAUUUUAUUUCAUUUCAAGUUUUAUGGAACAGCAUUUUCAUCACCAUUCUAAAUUUUUGUGUGAUUCUCAGUAAUUUAUUAAAUUUGUUGUAUUUUUAAAUAGUAUUAUACCUGUAUUAUGAGUGGUGUGUCAAGACGUAUAUUAUCUAAAUAACCUUACCAAAACUUUAUUUUAAUUGCAUAGUUAAAAAAUAUAUGGACAAAUGGUUUAUAAUUUAUAAUAAACAAUACCUAAAUGUAA